AUGGAGAAAGAGGAAAAUUUGUCUGAACAGAACUUUUUUGUUGUUACAGAUAUGAAGACACAAAUGCCUAUAAUCACGUCAAAGAAGUAUCGGCAUAGUGUAGAGUGGGCCGCAGAGCUCAUGCAAAGACAGGGGCAGGAGGAGAGUACAGUGCAGAGAAUCCUCCAGGAUUACACAAAGCCACUUGAGCAUCCUGGUAUAAAAAGGAAUAAAGAAGUUCAAUGGCAUGAUGAGCGGAACUCUGAAACGGUUUCCAAAAUGGAAGGUACCGCAGAUAGAGAGGAACUUUCUGUGAUGAAUGGGGACGUGGGAAAGUCAGUUGACACCGACGGUCCCAGCAAGCCAUCAGACCGCCUGCAGGAGAGCCCUGGGCCUGACCUGCUUGCUCCAAACGGCUUGGAUGAACCUGUGGUGGAGGUUCCCAGGCUGCAACACCACCCCCUGCCCCAAGUUUCUUGUGGCAAAGAAGAUGUUCUCCUCCCCCUGCCUGACACUCAGCCUGGGGACAGGAGCCAGCAAGCGGGUCUCCUCUGUGCUAGAGAGAAGGGGCCUGGUGAUGAGUUCGUGCUGGUGGAGGAAGAUGUGUAUGACGUGAGCGAGAAGGAAUGUGCCCCAAGUGAAGAAUUGGCACCAAAAAAGAGAUUAGUAUGCAGAAGAAAUCCAUAUAGGAUCUUGGAGUAUUUGCAACUUAGCCUAGAAGAGGCCUUUUUCCUGGUCUAUGCUCUGGGAUGUCUGAGUAUUUACUAUGAGAAGGAGCCUUUAACAAUCAUGAAGCUCUGGAAAGCUUUCACUGUAGUUCAGCCCACAUUUAGGACUACGUACAUGGCAUACCAUUACUUCCGGAGCAAGGGCUGGGUGCCCAAAGUGGGACUUAAGUAUGGGACAGAUUUACUGUUGUAUCGAAAAGGCCCUCCAUUUUACCAUGCAAGUUACUCUGUCAUUAUUGAGUUGGUCGAUGACCAUUUUGAGGGCUCUCUUCGCAGACCUUUCAGUUGGAGGUCACUGGCUGCCUUGAGCAGAGUUUCGGUUAAUGUCUCCAAGGAACUGAUGCUAUGCUAUUUGAUUAAACCCUCUACCAUGACUGACAAAGAGAUGGAGUCCCCAGAAUGUAUGAAACGAAUUAAAGUUCAGGAGGUGAUUCUAAGCCGUUGGGUUUCUUCACGAGAGAGGAGUGACCAAGACGAACUUUAACAAUUCAACCUCAGAAUUCUGAUUUACCAACAAAUACUAUUGAGUCUCCUACAGUAAGCCGAGUUCAGUGGAGGUAAAGAGUCCUCUUAUUAUAACCGCCCAUUAAUUGAAAAGUUUUAAAGGGCAUAGCAGUCCCAGCACCAAAAAGCUGUUAGUAUUUUACAAAAUAAAAUUACACAGGGGAGAAAAAAGAGCUCUGUGCUGGCCUUCAGAUUCUGUCCUUGGGUCAUUCACUGACUCCCAACUGAUGCUGAGCUUCUCUUCUGUGGGCCUGUGUCCUCAUCCAUUCAGUAAACAGGUCGGACUAGAUGAGUCCCAAGAGGACUCUUCCAGCAACAGGGAAAUUCUGUUACUCUCUGAUUUUACCUGAAAAUGACAGUAGUUUACAUUUAUGUGGUACAGUACUGUUUCCCAAAGGCUUGUGUACACAUGCGUCUCUUGUUACUCACCUCCAGUCUGUUCCUGAAAGAGUGCCGGAGAGGAGAUUUGGGGAUUUUAAGACCCUGUAUUCCGUUAUGUUAAAUGGAACAAAUAAUGUGUCUCACCUUAUCUAAGAACUUGAACCAAUUACUCGAACGUUUAAAAAUCCGUUUAAUAUCUGUCAAGGAUUUCCGAGUCAUAAAGCCUUUAAAACCUAAUCUCUAACUCUCACUGAACUCACUGAUGGACAUGUUUGUGUAUAGUAUGCAGCAAUAUUGUACAGUAUUAGAUAAAAACUGCAUCGUGCUUCAGUGAACUUGUUAUAAAAUUUAAAAAUGUAGUGAAAUAAUGUAUGGAGAUACAUAAUGAAUGCAGUUAGCAUUUGGCAAAACACAAUAAACCAAGCCUUUUUCAAAUUG
Leptonychotes weddellii (Weddell seal) is the source of this 2030-nucleotide messenger RNA. The record is from RefSeq and is a predicted model, not a curated record. NCBI's taxonomy places the organism in Eukaryota, Metazoa, Chordata, Mammalia, Carnivora, Phocidae.